AUCACACCAAGACCACUAGAGAGCCAUGCACCGAAUCCAUCCCAUCAACUCCACAGUGUUGAUAAUAAUUCUAACCUGAUCGAUUAUCAAUAGCUCCCUAAUUUCAGUCUACAAAAUCCCCGCCAAACAUUUUCCUAUUGAUUCAAAUUCAGGAAGAUUCAGUUCCAUAAAUAUCAGAAAUUAACCAGAACCAGCAUCAUUGGUGCAAAUUUGUUCUUCAAAAUUAACAAUCAUGGUUUUUCACCUGAAGGGCUUCAUCUCCCUCCUCAUUCUUGCUCUCACUGUCUCAUCCACAGCCUCCGCUCGAAUUCUUGACGAGGCGGCGGCGGCUGCACCCGCUACGGUUCCGCUUCCUGGUGUGUCUCCUGGCACCACCAACCCUGCCGGCGGUGUCGCCCCGAUAUUCCCGGAUGAUGUUCACUCGCUCACCUUCUUCAUGCACGAUAUACUCGGCGGGAGUCACCCCUCCGCCAUCGCGGUGACGGGCAUUGUCGCCAAUCCAGCAGUCGGGGGGCAAGUCCCCUUCGCAAAGCCGAACGGCGCGGUUCUCCCGGUCAACAACGGCAUCCCCACGAACAAUGCCAACGGCGGAAUCGUCAACAACAACAACAUUCCCUUCCUCACCGGCCUCAGCGGAUUUUCGUCGAACAUCUUGCAGAACAACAAUGGGAACAACAUCAUCGGUGGGGUCCCUGGAUUCCCCGUCCUCAACAGCGCACAGUUUCCAUCCGGCACCACCCUCCAGAAGCUCAUGUUCGGGACGAUGACCGUUUUCGACGACGAACUGACAGAAGGGCACGAGCUAGGAUCAGGGCUGGUGGGAAAAGCACAGGGGUUUUACAUCUCAAGCUCAGAAGACGGGACGAGCCAAACUAUGGCGUUCACCGUGAUGUUCACGAGUGGAAGCUACGCUGACAGUUUGAGCUUCUUUGGAGUUCACCGGACGGCGGUGGCAGAAUCGCAUUUGGCAGUGAUGGGCGGGACCGGGAAGUAUGUGAACGCUAAGGGGUUUGCGACUGUGAAGACAUUCCCGGCGGCCAACCAGCACGAGACCGAUGGAGUGGAGACACUGCUGCAGAUUACUGUUAUUCUUGCUUAUUAGUUUGUUUCCUGGCAAUUGUUGUAUAUGUCCGUUGUGAUUUCCUUUAUGACCUCAAUUAUGUCUUCUCAAUUAA
Sesamum indicum (sesame) is the source of this 1175-nucleotide messenger RNA. Its product is annotated as dirigent protein 10. NCBI's taxonomy places the organism in Eukaryota, Viridiplantae, Streptophyta, Magnoliopsida, Lamiales, Pedaliaceae. The record is from RefSeq and is a predicted model, not a curated record.